AUGGAUGAGAGGAUUAUAGAGGCUGCACAAACAGGAGAUAUUAACCUCUUGUAUGAGUUAAUUGCGACUGAUCCAUAUGUUUUACAGCGUAUUGAUAAUGUGCCUUUUUUUCAUACUCCAUUGCAUGUAGCAGCCUCUGCUGGGAAUAUUGAGUUUAUGAUGGAGAUGAUGAAAUUAAAGCCAUCGUUUGAUAAAGGCCUUGUUCGUGUCAAAGGCAGGGAGGACCUCACUCCUCUGCACCAUGUGGUUCAAACUGGAAAUGUUGAUCUUUUGAUCAAGUUACUUAAGGUUUGUCCUGAGGCUAUUGAAGAUGUGACUGUUAGGGAUGAGACGGUAUUCCAUCUUGCAGUGAAAAACGACAUGUUUGAAGCUUUCCAAGUCAUGGUGGGGUGGCUUAGGAGAAGCUCCCAUGAGUCUGCCGACCGUUGGGAGGAAAAACUACUGAGUUGGGCAGACAUUGAUGGCAACACAGUGCUACACAUUGCAGCUAUCAGAAACAGACCUCGGAUGGUAGAAGUAUUGCUGGAACACAUGCGCCGAGACCAAAUCAAUGCCAAAAAUUUGGAGGGAUUGACAGCACUAGAUAUCCAAUCACAAUACCCAUGGAAUGAAAGGCAAGCAGAUAGGAUUAUAGGUGCUCCUUUAUUUCGCCAGAGACAUUAUGUCUGGAUAUACUUUUGUGUAAGCCGAAUCGUCUCCUGAAAGUAGUGAUGAGAGUGGAGGAAGGUCUAUUUUGUGAUAUAUGUUGUAAUGAUAAAAGAAGUGUGAAUUUGUUUGUGAAGUAGUGGUUUAAAGAAAAAGAUAACCGGCUCUGCUUUUAUUGUAUACAUGGGAAUGUGUUACUUAUGUAACAAAUGAUUGACUAUUCUUUUGAGUAGAAUGUUUAGAUGUUAGUCUUGUUAUA
This is a messenger RNA of Gossypium arboreum, 904 nucleotides long. RefSeq names its product ankyrin repeat-containing protein BDA1-like. Lineage: Eukaryota; Viridiplantae; Streptophyta; Magnoliopsida; Malvales; Malvaceae. Bases 1 to 702 code for a protein of 233 amino acids. The record is from RefSeq and is a predicted model, not a curated record. Gene Ontology annotation, molecular function: protein binding. The transcript is spliced from 4 exons.